Molecule: messenger RNA, 1437 nt
Organism: Symbiodinium sp. CCMP2592
Lineage: Eukaryota; Dinophyceae; Suessiales; Symbiodiniaceae
Source: the annotation of a GenBank genome assembly
AUGGCGUCUCCGCAAGCUGGAGGGACCGCUUAUGUCUCUGUCCCGGUGGCAUUGGCGUACGGAGUGCCUGGCAUUGGUUUUGGAGCUUUCGUGGUUAUGAUAAGCUUAUACCUUCCAGCACUGUAUGCAGACACUCUCGGGGUGCCUUUGAGCCAGAUUGGAGCAGUGACGACUGCGGUGCAGAUCUUCGACGCCAUCUCCGACCCCCUCUUAGGCUACCUCUCCGACCGCUGCCGAACUUCGUCUGGGCGGCGCCGGCCCUUUGUGCUCCUUGGUAGUUGGGGCCUCGCAGCCUCUUUCGUGGCGCUUUUCUCCCCGCCGGAUUUUGGCAACCCGAACUCGGCGCUCGUCUUUGCGGCAGCCUUCGGCCUUGUGACACAGAUGUUCUUGACAGUGGCUCGUAUACCGUGGAUGGCGUGGGCCAUUGACUUAACACCGGAGUACGAUGCUAAGACGAAGCUGGUUUCGGUCCGGGAGUUCAUGUGGGUGCUCGGCGCUAUGCUGGGCGCCGUACUACCAAGUGUUGCGGGAGCUCUCCUUGGCGAUUCCGGACCACUCCGGCUGACCCUGGCUGCUUCUUUUUGGGCCUUCUUCAUGGUCGUAAGUAGCGUGCUGUGUUUCUGCCUGGUGCCCGAUACAACCGCAGUACCAGCUCUAGGAGAGAAUCGAGACGGCUCUGCCAGCUCGCAGAUGUUUUUCCUUCGCAACAUCUCUGGUUGCCGCCCGGCCAUCGCUCUCUACGCAGCGACGGUUUUGGCACUCAUGGCCACUACAGGCAACGCAUUGCUCUAUCCCUUCUUCGUGAAGUACGUUCUCGAAGAUGAAGGUGUCGAAUGGCUCUUGGGUCUGUACAUCUUCCUUGGUGCAGUUUUCGUUCCUUUUUGGGCUUGGGUAGCCAAGAAGUUUGACAAGAAGAUGACCCUGACCUUCAUCACUCUGGUCCAGUUUUCAGUGCUAGGCCUCAUCUUUGUGGCGGUUGAGCGUCAGGCCUUGGGGAUGUAUGUUGCCUGCAUCAUCUCAGCCGGAUCCGUGAUGGGAGGGAGCUCCGUAGUCCGCUUCUCCAUGAUGGCAGAUGUCGCGGAUGCACUGCAGCUACUGACCCGGGGGCAUCGCGAUGAAGCUAAGCUUGUGGCGCUUUUCGACAUCUCCUCGAAGUUGGCCGCAUCCUUGCUGGUGGCCCUGGGAUUUCUGGUGAUCGAUACUUCGGGCUUUAGGGCUGAUAUGGUACCCCAGCCGGAAUCUGCACGCUUAGCCAUCCGGAUAUUCUAUUCAUUGGUGCCCAGCAUCUUGGCGCUGCUCUCUGCGAUGGUGAUCUGGGCUCUCUACCCUCUCGACCGGAAGAAGCAUGCGGAGAUUCUGGUGGAGCUAAGUCUGCUGCAGAAAGCAGAGCCCGCCUUGAAUGCAAAGGUCUUGGGUGCCGAAGAGGGCGCGGGCUGA